AUGAGAUCAGUCACAUAAAAACUUGAAGAUUAUCUCAAAAUAUUUGAUAUAUAUGGGUAGAAUGUAUAAUUGAAUUUAAAUAAAAAGUAAAAAUAUAACACUGUUAUUGGAGGGGUGCUUAGCUUGCUUGUAUUUACACUACUACUUAUAGGUUGCUGGUUUUUUGGAAAGGAGCUGAUUUAUAAAUAAAAUCCUUCAGUCAUAAGCUAGGAGAGACCAGUCGACUGUCCUAAAAGAAUAGAUGUCAAGCCUGAUAAUCUGAUUAUUAUGAUGGGAGUUGCUAAUGCUAACGCUUAAUACUUCUCUGAUCCUAGACUUUUUACUGUAAAUGCAAUUUAAUAAUAACAGGUUAGUUAUAUUGAUCAAAAUACAGGAUUGUCAAGUAUAAAGUUAGUUAAUUAAAACAGAAAAAUAAGAUUAUGCAAUGAAAAUGACAUAGGAAUAUCUGACACAAAAAGCUACUUUACACAACUAAAUUACCCUGUCUUGUAUUGUUUUGAUACUUCAGAAUAACCUGUUUAUUUUGAAGGAGAUUUUAACCAAUAAGAGUUUUCUUAAUUAAUUGUUUACUUUGACAAGUGCUAAAACUCUACUUCAAGUUAAAUUAUUUGUUAGCCAAAAGAAGUUAUAGAUUAGACUUUAAUGCUCUCUAAAGUAGGAGUGUUUAUGUCUGAUCAUGUUAUCAACCCUUUGAAUUUUAAAAAUCCUAUAUCGAACAGAGGAAUUAGUCUUUAUGCUUCAACUUCUUCGAGUUUCCCCUAAGAGAUGAGUCUUUAUUUUACAAAUCAGUACAUAGACACUGAUUAAGGGGUAUUUUAUUAGGAAAUUGAAUAAAUUAGUACAUUUGUUUUCAUGCAACAAACAAUAACACCAUAUUUUAGCAGCCCAAAUACUCUCGCUAGAGUUAUAAUAAGGCUUUAAAAGCAAAAAGAAAACUAUAUGAAGAGAAGUUAUUUAAAACUUGCUGAUGUAGUUGCUCAAAUAGGAGGUUUACUUAAAAUACUGGUAUUAAUAGGAUUUUUAAUUUCUAAUAGAAUAUCAAAGCUAUACUACUUUAAGGCAAUUAUAGAUGAAAUUUAUCAAUUUAAGAGUUCAAGUGAUAAAGUUGAUUUAAUUCCAAAAGACUAAUCUAAAAUUGAUUAAUCUAAUAAUUAAAUUAUCACAAAAUAGAACCCAAAUUAAAUUUAAAUUUAAUUAACAUAAUAGCUGACGAAAGGUAAAUAAAAGAAUAAAAGCUUUGUGUUAAAUCAAUUUUAAAAAAAUUCAACACCAAUUCAUUAAUUAACUCAAAAUUCACCUCUUCAAAAAAGCCAUAAUAACUGCAAUUCUUUAAAUAAUAUGAAUUAAUCAGAAAUUAAAAUGUUUUAACUUGAAUCAAAAAACCUAAUUGAGUAUAUCAUCAAUAAAACAAAACAUUAUUUUUAGAGUACCCAUAAUAUUUUGAGAUAUUCAUUUUCUAAUUUUCUUGCAUAUGCCUUUGCAAAUAAAUCAAAGUUAUCGACUUAGAACUUAUUAUUUGAUUAAGGAAUUGAAAAAAUAUAAGAAAACUUUGAUAUUCUUUUUAUUUUUAAUAAAUUGUUUGAAAUAGAUAAGAUGAAGUAAAUUUUAUUUAAUUCUGAUCAAUUAAAGCUAUUUGAGUACAUGCCAAAGCCUGUAAUCAGCUAAUAAACAAUUCUAAAUGAAAAGAUAGUGAUGAAUAAUUUUGAAAAUAAAGAGAAUCUUAAUAAUUAAAAUAACAAUUUAAGUAGCCUAUCACCUAUAAAAAAAAGUCAGGAAAAAAAGACCAGCAUUUCUAAAUAAGUAAGUAAAAAAACCGCAAUUAAUACAAAUUAAACUAGAAAUAGAAAAAUUAAAAGCGAAAGGCAACUAUCAGAAGAAGCAUUAGAAGGUCUCAAAAACAUUUUACAGUAAAAUAAAAUAUCUAAAGUAGAUUAAAGCUUGAUAAAAAUAAUAGAUCCAAGCAUCAUUUAGGAAAUAAAUUAAUCCAAAUAUAACUUUUGUUUAAAUAAUUCUGAAGAUAUUGAAAGCACAUUUUCUCUACACAAAAGCAAUUCAAGUAUUUAGUAUAAAUCAUUUUCUAAUAACUAAAAAUGUCAAGGAUAGUAGUAGAAUUUUGAAUGCAGAUAAAAAGGCAAAGUUAAAAAACUUUAAAGUGGAUUUAAAAACUAAGACGAAGUUAUAGAUCCAUAUUAUAAUUAAAUCUAACAAAAUGAUAUUAAAGAGAUAUUAAAAACAUUAACAGGACAUAAAUAAGCAGAUGAAAAUGAUCUAUUUGAAGAUAAUUUUAUUUAUUUCGUUGAUUAAGAUGAUAUUUCCUAAUCAGCUAAUAUCUAAUCUAUUUAUCUCAGUGCUAUUAAGAAAUCGCAAAAAAUAACUAAAUAAAAAAGAAAUGAAUAAUUAAUUAAUUAAUUAAUAAAUAAAUACAAAUAUUUCAUAUUUAUUUAUUUAUGA
Molecule: messenger RNA, 2451 nt
Organism: Tetrahymena thermophila SB210
Lineage: Eukaryota; Ciliophora; Oligohymenophorea; Hymenostomatida; Tetrahymenidae
Product: transmembrane protein, putative
Exons: 1
Biological process (GO): reciprocal meiotic recombination
Cellular component (GO): nucleus
Molecular function (GO): double-stranded DNA binding
Source: RefSeq, a predicted model, not a curated record